Molecule: messenger RNA, 2098 nt
Organism: Oppia nitens
Lineage: Eukaryota; Metazoa; Arthropoda; Arachnida; Sarcoptiformes; Oppiidae
Gene: Dhap-at
Product: dihydroxyacetone phosphate acyltransferase-like
Exons: 2
Coding region: 92-2098 (668 amino acids)
Biological process (GO): ether lipid biosynthetic process
Cellular component (GO): peroxisomal membrane; mitochondrial membrane
Molecular function (GO): glycerone-phosphate O-acyltransferase activity
Source: RefSeq, a predicted model, not a curated record
GUCAAUCGAGGCGUUGUUUUCAAUGAAAUGAUUAACACAUUUAUAUAGUAAUACAAAACACGAGUCAAACACCGCUAGUCUCUAACCAUCGAUGAACCAAAAGAAGAUAAUGCAGGCGUCGUCCAUACAAUCAAACCAAUUAAUGCCAGCCGAAGAUCAAUGGAUACCAUUGUUGACACAGCGAAGGCAUACAAGCGAUUUCUUGUGGAUUACUUGUCACGACUGGAAGUGCUCGUCAUUUAAGUAUUCAAAACACCGGACGCCCGAAGCCAUCGCUGAAGAAGUAUACAAAUCGGAGAUUAUUCAGGAACUAUUGCGACAAAAUCCAAGAAUCAAGAAGAGAAUCGAUACAAUUCUGGUGGAAAUGUGUCACACAUUUUCCUUAAGAUACGUACGAUUUGUUGGCUAUUUUUUGACCAAAAUUAUGAAAUCUAUUUACAAGAAUGUCUUUGUCGACAAUCAACUUGUAUUGUCCGCCAAUUCUGUGUACUUCCAGAAAAAUUCUACUUUAAGUUUAAGCCAAACGAUCAAUGGUUUGGCUAAAGAGUGUCCCAUACUAUACGUGCCAUCACAUCGAAGUUACGCCGAUUUUCUCAUAUUUUCUUUUGCCUGUUUCUCACUGGACAUACCAUUGCCAUCAAUAGCCGCCGGAAUUGAUUUCUUAGCUCUCAAUCAAAUCGCUUCAUUGUUGAGAUGUUGCGGUGCUUUCUUCAUCAGACGUUCGUUCAAACAUUCAUCGGAUGGACUCUAUUGGCAUAUAUUUCGUGCAUAUCUUCAGAGUUUAAUCCACGGUUCAGAACAACCGCUUGAAUUUUUCAUUGAAGGAACUCGUUCAAGAAGUGGUAAAUCACUUUAUCCAAGAACCGGUCUCCUAAGUGUUGCAUUGGAACUAUUCUUUAGGGGACAAAUACCAGAUAUUAUGAUUAUUCCUGUUUCACUAUCAUAUGAAAGAGUUCUAGAAGAAGGUUUAUACGCUAAAGAGUUGCUACCAGUGGACACAUCGACAGGAAAACCGCCCGAAACGGCCCGGAAUUUGUUGAGCGGUGCCAAUGCUGUUCUGUCGCAAAACUUUGGAUCAGUUUAUAUUCGAUUUUGUCAGCCAAUCAGUGUACGAGAGUUGAGUCAAUCGCAUGAUAUCAGACUUAGUCAUACACUUGAUUCCCGUUGUGAUCCAAAUGCACAGCAAACGCAACAAGAAUUAGAUUUUGUAAUGGAUUUAUCAAAAGACAUAAUAAGAGCACAACAAAUGAAUUUUGUAUUUUCGCCGUUCAGUUUGGCGGCACUGGUAUUCUUAGCCAAUAUCGAUGAUAAUAUGUUUACCAUACAUGAGCUGAUUCAAGAUAUGGAAAAUUUAAGUUCUCUAUUGAAUCCAAGAAAUUUAAGCUUCGCUUUAGACGACGACAAGACAUUAGUCAGUGAACUAUUGGAUUCAUUUGAUGUCCACUCAAAUAUCGUUAAACUAGCCGAAGACAAGACCACUGUUUUAUUGGACACAACUAAUCCAUUACUUAAAGUUUAUUUACAACAAUACGCAAAUCAAUCGAUGCAAUUGUUGAUCGAUUACGGGAUCAUACUCUACACUAGUCGUGAUUAUUAUCGGUUUCAACGAAUCAAAUGGUUUUUAUCGCGCGAAUUCAUCUACAAGACAUCGGAGGUCAACGAUAGCUAUAUUUUGGCCAACUUUGUCAUUGAACAGCCGUUAACCGACCGAAUUAAGAGAGUAUUAACAUUUCAAAUUGAUUUCUACAUUAAUAGCUAUCUAUCAAUAGCUAAAUGGUUAAUAAAACAGUAUUACGAACAGUCUAGUCAUGAAACUACUGGUGAUGUCAACAACGAUACGAAAAGUUUGGUUAAAAAGAUUCAAAAAGAUUUACGAUUGACAUCGGAUUUAAUACAAAAUUGUUUAAACAUUUUCAUUAAAUCCGAUGCACUGUCCAAACUAAUUGAUAAUAAAUUACAAGUCAAUGAAACUAAACUGAUGGUCAUUAUAGACGAAUUAAGUCAAUUGUCUCGUCUGUGGCCACAACAGAACAACAACAAUAACCAGUCAAAUGUUGAUCUCUUUGCCAAUAAUUUUGGUUAUAAAUCCAAUUUAUAA